AGGCCCAAGAAUGAAGUCAGAGACGAGGAUGCCUCUAAGACUUUGGCCUUGAUGGCAGCUCUCACAACCUUGGCUGUUGAAGCAGAAGGGCUGGCGGAAGAACUGCUGAUGCCUUUGGCCAACAAGGACAUUUCCUCGGCCCUGAAAGCUUCUCACAGCGUCGCGCUCCGCUUGGCACGCGAGAAGCUCCCCCGCAAGAAGCGCCGCACGCUGUCGGGGUCACGCACUGAUAAGGAGGUGUUGAGCAGUCAGAGCUGGUGGUGGUAUGAUGUGGCCAUGGCAUGCUUGAACUUCCUGGGCCUUGCGUUCAAACAAGGAUCAAACAGUGGUCCAGAAGCAAAGGUCUGGGCGGAGUCUUUUGAGGAGUUGCUGGAGCCCUGCGUCUCGAUACUGGAUGUCUUCGAGUUUCUAGCCGUAGAUGAUGCCAUUUGCAGCGGCCUUGCGCGAGUGUUGCAAUCUGCUUUGGUCGCCAUGACGGCGUCUUCCGCAGAAGACGGCGUGAAACGGAUGAUGCAGGCAGUCCUGGAGAAGACGAGAUCCGAAGAUGCUGAGGUAGUGCUCAUGGCCUUGAGAUGUGCGCAUCGCAUUUGGUCGGACCUUGGGAUUCAGGUGGUGAUGUCUCUGUCAGAAGUUGUGAUGUACACCUCCGAGUUGCAAGACCACGAGGACAGCCGAGUCGAAACAGAAGUGAAGGCAAUGGUGCGUACCAUUGAGGACUGUACCGGAGAAAGCCUCCAUGAUGCCAUGAAGACAUGAUGGGGUCACCUUGUCACACCCCGCUGUACAAAGAAAUAUAUGUUUUCGUUGAUUCUGGAUGCUAAGACGGUGCACAGCAGAUCCACAACUUGACUCCGAAGUCG
Messenger RNA from Cladocopium goreaui, 860 nucleotides. Lineage: Eukaryota; Dinophyceae; Suessiales; Symbiodiniaceae. The record is from the annotation of a GenBank genome assembly.